This is a messenger RNA of Diatraea saccharalis (sugarcane borer), 954 nucleotides long. Lineage: Eukaryota; Metazoa; Arthropoda; Insecta; Lepidoptera; Crambidae. The record is from the annotation of a GenBank genome assembly.
AUGCCCAACCUAGCACAUUCUCCAAAACUAAACAAAUCUCAUAGUAUGUCGGACACUGACAUCGAUAAGUUAACCAAUCAGGAUUCAUCAUUAGUUGAAGUUCUACACGUAACUCAACGAGACAACAAGCGCCGACGUAUUAAUGAAAGACAAAUCAGUCCCGAAUGCUCUGAUUUUCGGACAAUUAUACGUGAGGAACUACGUGAGAUGUUAAAUACGUUACAACAUCAACAGAAUUCGCGAUUAGAUAUCCUAGAAAAAUAUAUCACUGAGAUCAAAGCCCAAAAUGAAUCAACCCUACAGAAGAAUUUAGACAUCGAGAAAUCAAUCGAGUUUGUCACAGACAAAGUAAACAAUCUUCAGCUCUCCAUCAAUGCUCUUGAAGACGAAAGAAAAGGUUUGACAUCCCAGAUAUCAAAAAUUGAUGAUAAGUGUGACAUGCUCGAAAGGUUAUCUCGAAAAACAAGUAUUCAAAUUAGAAAUGUCCCCAACCAAAAAGCCGAAACGAAGGAGGCACUUUUUGGGAUGAUCUCAAGGCUGGCAAAUUCACUGGAUAUUAAGUUACAGGUUACCGAUUUGCGAGAUAUUCACCGUAUGCCAAUGAAACCAGGACAGGCUUCUUCAACUGUUGUAGCAGAAUUUUCCUCAACAUUACACAAAUCCAAGUUUAUCAUUGCAGCUAAAAGCCACAAAGUCACAGCCAUUAAGUACAAAACAGAGCAAUUAAAUUCAGCACACCUGGGAAUAGAAGGACCGAAAAGUGAAAUCUAUAUAUCAGAACACCUAACUGCUCAAUCUUCUCGACUAUUUUUCCUUGCCCGUGAAUUACGAAAAUCUAUGGGAUAUGACUACUGCUGGACAGCAAACGGACUUGUGUAUUUAAGGAAAAAACAUGGUGAACCAUAUAUUUUGGUUAAAAAUGAAUCGCAGCUUCAAUCUCUGAGAAAGAAAUGA